Molecule: messenger RNA, 2710 nt
Organism: Sorghum bicolor (sorghum)
Lineage: Eukaryota; Viridiplantae; Streptophyta; Magnoliopsida; Poales; Poaceae
Product: chloride channel protein CLC-e
Exons: 7
Coding region: 156-2324 (722 amino acids)
Biological process (GO): transmembrane transport; chloride transport
Cellular component (GO): chloroplast thylakoid membrane
Molecular function (GO): voltage-gated chloride channel activity
Source: RefSeq, a predicted model, not a curated record
GAGCGAGUGACGAGUAGAGGAACGGCUCCCUCCGUCGGAAAAGCCGAAAAGGUCAGGAACUCGGGGGGAGCAGACGUUCACCCCUUUGCCUUCGCGAGCCAGCGCCCGAAUCACGAUUCGAGAAUGAGAUAGCCGGUGAGCGAUCGGAGCCCCCCAUGGCGCCAUCCGCAGCCCCCUCCUCCUUCUCCUCCACGCGCCUCCUCCUACUCGCCUCGCCCCACUCCCCGCCCACUCUCCUCUGCCUCCGCCGCGCGGGCGGCCGCUCCCUGGGGCUGUCGCGGCGCGGAGGGAGCGCGCGCCUUCGAGUCGUUCGACGAGCGGUGGAGGAGGACGAGAGCCGGGGUCAGGAGGUGGAGGAGGAGGCCCCGGAGGAGCCGGUGGCUGGUCGCGACCUCGUCACGCUCGCCGCCUGCCUCGUGGGCCUCCUCACCGGCGUCUCCGUCGUGCUCUUCAACCUCUCGGUUCAUGAAAUACGUGACGUAUUUUGGGACAGUAUUCCUUUGCGAGGCGCUUCAUGGCUGAGGGAGGAGCCGAUUGAUGAAGUCUGGCAGAGAGUGAUAUUUGUUCCGGUCAGUGGAGGUGUUAUAGUAGGUGGAUUGAACACACUAAGAAGUUCUAUCAAAACUGACUCAAAUGCCCCUGUGUCCAAGAUAAGGAGUGCAUUUAGACCAUUCUUGAAAGCUGUGGCAGCAUCUUUCACACUUGGAACUGGCAAUUCACUGGGUCCUGAGGGUCCCAGUGUGGAAAUUGGUUCUGCAAUAGCCAAAGGAUUUGGUAAUGUGUUUGAGUGGGACGGUGGGAAAAGGUUGUCUCUUGUGGCAGCUGGAUCAGCAGCUGGGAUCUCAUCUGGUUUUAAUGCUGCUGUUGCUGGGUGUUUUUUUGCUGUGGAAUCUGUUUUGUGGCCUUCUGCGGAUUCCUCAUCCCUUGCCAACUCGACACCUAUGGUGAUACUCAGUUCAGUUAUAGCAUCUGUUGUUUCAGAGAUUGGUCUAGGUUCUGAUCCCGCUUUCACUGUUCCGGAAUAUGAUUUUCGCUCCCCAACAGAACUUCCUCUGUACCUUUUGCUGGGUGUCUUCUGUGGGUUGGUAUCAAUUGCAUUAUCAAGAUGUACAUCACUUGCUAUGGAGGCAGUUGAAAGUUUACAAAGGGCAACAGGGUUACGGAAGGCUGCAUCUCCAGCUUUAGGUGGCCUCAUUGUUGGUCUCCUUGCACUUUUGUACCCUGAAGUAUUGUACUGGGGCUUUGAAAAUGUUGAUAUCUUGCUGGAAUCACGGCCAUUUACAAGCGGCCUCUCAACGACCAUAUUGGUUCAGCUUAUUGGAGUGAAAAUAUUAGCAACAUCUUUGUGCAGGGCUUUUGGAUUGGUUGGUGGUUACUAUGCACCAUCUCUUUUUAUUGGUGCAGCUACAGGGAUGGCAUAUGGAAAAUUCAUGAGGUUUACAUUUACUGGCCCUGUACCACUGCUGCAUGUCCCAUUCCUAGAUGUGGCAUCACCUCAAGCAUAUGGCCUGGUAGGUAUGGCAGCUACCCUCGCUGGUGUAUGCAAGGUGCCUCUGACAUCUGUCCUACUACUUUUUGAGCUUACACAAGACUAUCGUAUAGUUCUACCUUUGCUUGGGGCUGUUGGGUUAUCAUCCUGGAUUGCUUCACCUCAAAGGUUCUCUAAAAGAAUUAGGAUUAAGCUGGAUUCCUGGGAGGAUAAAUCAAGUAUUCCUCAACAAGCAAACAACAUGCUCACUCAAAACAAACAGGCCACUUCUAUGGAUGCAGCUGAUUCAUCACCAGAAUUAUGUAAAAUUGAAAGCUCCCUUUGUGUCUAUGAUGCUAACGAAGACAAUAUCUUCAAAAAUCUUACUGUUGCAGAUGCCAUGAAAACUAAAUACUUCUCUGUCUCAAUGACAACUCCAUUAAUUGAGGCACUUGAUCUUAUGCUUGCCGAGAGGCAGCCCUUUGUUAUGAUAACUGCGAAUAACACAUCUGUAAGAGGCUUGCUGGCACUAGAGAAUAUCCAAGAUUUUUGCAGAGCUGCAAAAACUAACCGAGCACAAGAUGAGGUAAAGGAACUCUUGAUAUCUCAUGUUUGCCAAGCAGGCAAGUGUAAAUCGUGGUCUGUGACGCCUCAGAUGCCACUUACUACUGCAGAGAAGAUUAUGGACUCUCAUGGUGUGGAUUACCUUCCUGUAGUUUCUGAGGAUGCUAAUCCUCAGGACAGAGGACCUUUGAUAGGUUUUGUAGACAGAGAAUGCAUUGCCAUCGCUCGAAGGGCCACCGCAACAAAAGAAUUUUUCAGUUCUAUGUAUGAGAUAAAAAAGGAAGAGAGGUAGCACGAAAGGAAGAAAUGAGACGGCACAGAAGCACUCUCUACUUAGCAAGUCUGGCAUCUUUUCCUGGUCAAGGCUUUGACCUCUCCAGGUUAUUUAGUUGCUAACUAAAAACGUGCUCCAGGGAUGUGAUUAAGGUGUGCCGCCAUUUUCUCGAAUUAUCUUCUUUUUUUGUUGUUGAAGAAUUCAUUUUCUCGAAUUAUCUCGCUUACCAGUUACCACCAUUACUGUCUGCAAUGGUGAGGUUUUGUUGCACUUGUGUGCUACAAGUUCUCAAUCGUUGUAACUGAUAAACUGAAUAGCUAGUGGGCUGCUUAUCAAAAUGUAUAGCUGCUGAGAACUGGGAAGAUAAGCAACAAGAUCAGGCUUUGUAACAUUUCUAUUAUUCU